CCUCUUGUCUCUCCACAACAGCAGCUGUAAACGCAGAGGGAGAAAUGGUUUCAUUGAAGCUCCAAAAGCGGCUCGCCGCCAGCGUGCUCAAGUGCGGGAAGGGAAAGGUGUGGCUCGAUCCCAAUGAAGUCAAUGAAAUCUCCAUGGCCAACUCUCGUCAAAACAUAAGGAAGUUGGUUAAGGAUGGUUUCAUCAUCAGGAAGCCAACGAAGAUUCACUCUAGAUCUCGUGCACGCCGUAUGAAGGAAGCUAAGAGAAAAGGACGCCACUCUGGAUAUGGUAAGCGCAAGGGUACAAGAGAGGCUAGGUUGCCAACAAAGAUUCUGUGGAUGAGAAGGAUGCGUGUACUCAGGCGUCUGCUCCGCAAGUACAGAGAGUCGAAGAAGAUUGACAAGCAUAUGUACCAUGAUAUGUACAUGAAGGUUAAGGGUAAUGUCUUUAAGAAUAAGAGAGUUCUGAUGGAAAGUAUUCACAAGUCAAAGGCAGAGAAAGCGAGAGAGAAGACUCUGUCUGACCAGUUUGAGGCUAAGAGGGCAAAGAACAAAGCAAGCAGGGAAAGAAAAAUUGCUAGGAGGGAGGAGCGGUUGGCACAGGGCCCAGGGGCAGAUAAACCUGCAGCUGCACCACCUGCUGCUGCAUCUCAACAAACUGAGGGAUCUAAGAAAUCCAAGAAGUGAGACCCAUGUUAUGAGCUCCAGAUAUCCUAGUUGCCAAGAGUUUUGUUGAGCUGUUUUGUUUUGUUUUGUUUUUUUGUUUUUUUUUGGCUUAAGAUUACGACUUUAUUUGGUAUUUUUAGAUGGAAGAUGCUUAAAUAUUUGAACUGUAGAAGCAAUUUUCAUUUAUUUGUUUC
Molecule: messenger RNA, 850 nt
Organism: Manihot esculenta (cassava)
Lineage: Eukaryota; Viridiplantae; Streptophyta; Magnoliopsida; Malpighiales; Euphorbiaceae
Product: 60S ribosomal protein L19-3
Exons: 5
Coding region: 45-677 (210 amino acids)
Biological process (GO): translation
Cellular component (GO): ribosome; cytosolic large ribosomal subunit
Molecular function (GO): RNA binding; structural constituent of ribosome
Source: RefSeq, a predicted model, not a curated record